Molecule: messenger RNA, 1405 nt
Organism: Gallus gallus (chicken)
Lineage: Eukaryota; Metazoa; Chordata; Aves; Galliformes; Phasianidae
Gene: CCDC166
Product: coiled-coil domain containing 166
Exons: 2
Coding region: 151-1086 (311 amino acids)
Source: RefSeq, a predicted model, not a curated record
ACACACAGCUUACAAACACAGCUGGUCAGAGCUCACUGUAAGCAAAUGCCGUCCAGCGAGCCAGGGACAGCCAGAAGGGUCUCCAUGGGAAGGCUGUGAAGACCACAACAGCAGGAAAGUUUGCCAAAGACUGAUUUUCCCCUGUGGAAUAUGGCAUCCAAGGCAAGACAGAGGAAACAAGAUGGCGUUGGUGCUGGGAAAAACAAGGAAGUAAGAACAGGAAAUAAGGAAGAACUAAAAAGGAUCAAAAGUGGAGAUACAUCCAUGGAAAUGCCUGUCAGAGAGAGGAAUUCAUACCUGCAGAAGGAAUACGAGAUCCUCACUGGACAUAUGAACACAUACAUGGGAAGAGUGGAGCGUUUCCUACAGGAGAACAAAUUCCUCGAAGAGGAAGCCAAACGGAACCGGAAGGAGAGUAACAUUUAUCUCUCCUACCUGGCAAAGCACAGCCAGAGGUGUCAGAAUCUGAUAAUAACAUUAAACGAGCAGAACGAAGCCAACCUGUCUCAGGUGCAGAAGGAGAAAGAGCAGCUCAUCUCACAAUACACAGAGAAAGAAAAGGAGGUAAGAAACUGCCUGGUGGAAGUCGAGGCAAAGUAUUCUCUUAUGAACAGUGAGGUUGAAGACUUGCAGCCCUUCAAAGACCUGCAGGUGGAACAGACGAAGAAGAUUAAAGAGCUGGAGAAGGAAUUGCUGGUGACGAAGAUCCAUCACUCAGAAGAAAUGCACAAAAUCAAGAGCAGGUUUCUGCAGGCCAAGGCUGACCGUGAGGAGGACUCCCGUCAGCAGAUCCUGGCUCUCACCAAGAGGGCCGAAGAGGCAGCAAUACAGUCCCUCAUUCAGCACAUCAAACAAGUGAAAGCUGAGAACCGCCACCUGCGCCAGGAGUUGCUCAGGCUCAUCCAAUGCUCCAAAGUCCUUAAGGAAAUGCAGGUUGAACUGAGAGAGCAGCAGCAGCAGCUCCUCCGAGAGAAGCACUGCACCCAGGACAUGGCACACGCGCGGCACAGGCUGCACCAGCAGGAGGCACGCAGGGCAAACCAGGGUGCCUGCAGCUCCCACGGCCCUUUCAAACGUGGAUAUUAGCCUAAAGAAACACUUGAAGGAUGCUGUGUCAGCAGACCCUGCUGGACAUCGAUGGCUGUUCCAACCAGCUAGGUGACUGAAGGCUCAGAAGGAGUCAGGGCAGCUGAGUGUUGUGUGCGUGGAUGAAAGGAGUCACUGACAGAGCUCACAGUGCGAACUGUAUGUACUGACACCAUGCAACAAAUUGAUGAAGGCCAACUCCUCCAGCAACACUCAUUUCCCAAAAUUUCAUACACAGCAAAGACUUCAUUAAUUUUACCUUCUCCUAGACUCCAAAGGAGAAAAAAUAAAUAAGCAAGCAACUGAACUCUUCAAACAA